Molecule: messenger RNA, 1782 nt
Organism: Plasmodium knowlesi strain H
Lineage: Eukaryota; Apicomplexa; Aconoidasida; Haemosporida; Plasmodiidae
Product: GTP-binding protein, putative
Exons: 2
Coding region: 1-1782 (593 amino acids)
Cellular component (GO): mitochondrion
Molecular function (GO): GTP binding; GTPase activity
Source: RefSeq, a predicted model, not a curated record
AUGGGGACACUAUGGCUACCCACAAAGGGGAGACGCCUCUACAGCAUAAAAAUAAUUGACAAGGUGACAAAGAAAAAUGUAAAAAUAUAUGAGCAUUCAUUUUUUGGGAAGAAAGGGAAAGGAAAGAAAUCCAAGGAGGGGUGUCCACACGACAAUGGUGAGAGUACGCUUCAUACUGAUGAAGGACUUACGUGCAUACAGAAUCAAGGGGGAACACCCAUAGUUGGCGUCAAAGGUGAUGUAUGCAAAGUGGGCAGAAGGAAGGCAUCCAUUUUUUAUGAAAGCGAAAGAAUUAUUAAGUGCGAAAGUGGAGCAGGCGGCGACGGAGCCAUCAGUUUCAAGAAGUUUAAACGGAAGGUGCUGGGGCCUCUGGGUAUACCAAAUGGCGGGAAAGGAGGAAAUGGUGGCGAUGUGUACUUACGUUAUUGGGACCCUAAAGGAGGUGGUCCUUUCAUCAGCAAGAGGAAGAGAAGAGGUGAAGAUAAACAUGUCUAUGUUAACAACUUGGCAGAGUUACCCUGCGUUAUUUCGGCUACCAAUGGAGCGAAAGGAAAAGCUAAUCAACUGAGAGGAAAAAAUGGAAUGAGCGUAUUUUUAUAUAUAAACAAAAUGUGUCAUGUGUAUAGACUCUUUCCACGUGAGGUCGAAGAAUCUACAUGUACAGAGGUCGCACAGUUCGAAUGUACAGAUGAAUCUUUGCACAUCUUAAGCAGACACACAUACGAUGCAAAGAGAUUUUCUUUGGAUGGUGAACAGAGGGAUGUACUAAUGAUGGGAAGGAACAACGAAUUAACGAACCCCCAUGUGAAGGGAGAUGAAAAAAAAUUACUCAGUUACAAAUCCCAAUACGAAGACAAAGUCUACAAAGUGAUAAAAAGAGAAGACCCCAUUUAUGUAAAAAAAAAUAUGCACAUAUUAAAACAUCUAAUCAGGAUGGACAAAGAAGUGGGAAGAGAAAUAUACAUCGGGAUGUUAAGUCCAUUUAACAAUUCACUUUUACUCUCCAAAGGAGGAGAAGGAGGUAAAGGGAAUAACAUGCAAGAUACCUACACUUAUGGGAAAGGAGCAAAAGGAACUACUUCAUACAUAAAAAUCGUUUAUCGAUGCAUUAGUGAUACUUGCUUUUUAGGGUUUCCCGGGUCGGGUAAAUCCACUCUGCUCUCCUUAAUCGCGCCGAAAAUACACACGGUGAAUAACUUGUAUGUACUGAAAAAGAUUUUCUUCACAGAUAACUUCCAGGUGUCCGUGGCGGACUUCGCUGGCGAUUGGACAGAGAGUGGAACGGGCAUACAUGAUGCAGGCGGCAUAUCGGAUGGAGGAUGCGUAACAGAUGGAGGAUGCAUAACAGAUGGAGGAUGCAUAACAGAUGGAAAUAGCAUGACAGAUGGAGAAGGCAUAUCAGGUGGAAGUAACAAAGCAGAGCAGAGCCCCCCCUUCCGCAUCAGCCCCAACGUGGCUCACCACUUGGAACUCGUCCACCUCCUCGUCAUCGUCCUGGACAUGCAUCGCGAGCUGAUGCCCCAGUUUCGAGCCAUUAGGGAGGAACUGCGCCGGAAGGACGAGCGCCUAUUCCACAAGCCAUACAUGGUUGCCAUAAACAAGUGCGAUGUCCACUUCACGGAGAAGAUUAAGCGGGCGGAGGAAGCCUACCAGGAGAUAAAAGCCUAUGGUGGGGACGACGUUCCCAUAUUCUUCAUCAGUGCCAAAUACGCAAUGGGGAUUGACAAAUUCGUUACACAGCUUCGGAUGUGUGUGCAAAAGUUGAAACAGGCCAAAUGUUGA